Penicillium egyptiacum is the source of this 1497-nucleotide messenger RNA. Lineage: Eukaryota; Fungi; Ascomycota; Eurotiomycetes; Eurotiales; Aspergillaceae. The record is from the annotation of a GenBank genome assembly.
AUGCCAGUAGAAGCUCUCACUUUAAAUGGUCGGGCUCACCGUGCCCGCCGCGCCUGCCAAUUUUGCCAGAGGCGCAAACUAAAAUGCACGAAAGAUUCACCAGAGUGCUCGGCUUGCAAGCAUUAUCGACAGCUUUGUAUUUACAACAACAACGCGCAAAACGCCGUUAAGCAACAUGAAACUCCCGAUUCCUCUCAAACACACAGCAGGACUCUUCCACAACAAUAUCCCAACGACAGGCGUGCCAUCGCAAACCGAUUUUUGGAUCAAGACCUGUACAGACUGACCCGAUCAGGAUUGCCGCCAAGUUCGGGUUCCUCUGUAAACCUGGUCUGUCAAGCGCCUGUUGAAGGCGGUCGAACGGCAUUGCAGGAAACAGCCACCCGGUAUUUCCAGAUUGUACAUCCAUGGUUACCAAUCAUAUCAAAGCAAAGGGUUUUCUAUCAACUACUGAAUCCUUUAGUGUCUCUUCGAGCAGAUGUGGGAUUCUUGUGUCUUUGUAUGAAGCUAUGUGCGCGGGCCCCAGAAGGUGAAAACCCGUGGACCUCGGAUUACUAUGCAGCUCGGCAGAGCUUUGCAGACCUCCACGCGGCUGGGGUGCUGUCCUUCGAGACUCUACAAGGGUCUAUUCUACUGGCUGUUUAUGAGCUAGGGCAUGCCAUGUAUCCUGCGGCGCAUAUCUCAAUUGGCGCAUGUCUGAGCUAUGCUCUUGCGCUUGAUAUUGACCGGCCGGACUUGAACAAUUCAAAUUCCGGCUCGCAGACGUGGGCUGAAUCUGAAGAGCAGAGGAGGACAUGGUGGGCUAUAUUUGUCCUUGAGCGAGUCGCCGCUAUUGGAAACCCAACUCGAACAAUGUUGGUUCCUGAACCUGAAAUAUUCGCGCGAAUCCCUUGUCUGGAGUCUGAAUGGGAACAAAAAGAGUGCAAAAGCGCCUCAGCAACUCUCGCAUCUCCCCCAGAGUCACAUGGACGCUACGCAAGCGUUGUGCAAGCUUCUUAUCUCCUCAACCGUGUUUUCCAGCAUGUAUCAGACAAAUCUGCACCUUUUGAUAUUCAGCAAGAGGGACUAACUCAGCUGGAUCGAACUCUUCAUGCCCUCAUUACCUACUCGGAGUCGAACACGGGGACCACAUAUUCCAUAAUAUGUUACCAAAACGCCAUAUCAUUCUGUGGUUUGAUGAUUUUGUAUUCGCCCUAUCUUUCAAGCGAAGAUGCUACAGUACGCCAAAAUGCGUGGGCUUCAUCUGACAAUGCUGCGCAAGUUGCACUGAAAGUAGCACAUCAGUAUAAUGAAGGCACCAUUACUGAUUUCACUUAUGGUGGCAUUCCCCCGUUUAUGCUACCAUGGAUGUACUUGGCAGGGGCUCAUUUUAUUAGACGGGGGGAUUUCACAAGCUUAAGCAUAAUAGAAGCUGCACUGCGAAGCCUCAGUGACGAUUGGAAGUCCGCCGGUAUGUUUGAAUCUAGUUGCUAUGUCAAGAUACUGGAUGGUGUUUAA